AUGACCGCUGCGGGAGUCUCUCCGUCCAGCUCCCCGCGGCUUCCUAGCCCUCCUCCUUUGACUGAGGUCCAAAUUGGGCCUCUGUCGCCAUCGAUUGGCGAACCUUUUGGAGCCGAUGCAGAGUCAUUAGUCUCUGGAUCUGGGGAAGACGAUGGCUCAACGCGCAGGAUUCGACCUGGGACCAGAGCGGCUGAUAUGGCUUUCGGUCCGCCGCUGAUUCCCCUUUCGCAGCUUGACUCUCCCUUCCAGCUCCAGGAACACCUUAAAGCUCUUUACCAUCAUUUCACGAAACCCGAAGGAUCUGACACGGUGGUCCCAAUUAACCGCCAGGUUGCGGUACGGCUAGCAGAGCCUCCGGAGGGAGUCGACCGAUCGCUUUGGCUUUACGAGCUGUGUCGCUUUCUCACUAUGAAAGUUAAUAACCUCAUCAUCGCCUUUUUCGCAGAAAGCCCACCCUGCUCGUCACAAACGUGCCCGGAGAUGCGAGCUUCGGAGUGGCAGUAUCUUUGCGCGGUCCACGAUCCACCCAAAUCAUGCUGCGCGAUUGACUACUGCUGCCACACUCUGGAUUGGGCGACUAAUACCCUCACAUCGCCGAAAUAUUUCCCCAGCCGACUCACCUUGGGGUCCGAGGGCGCUGGAGGGCCCCAGGCCAGCAUGAGACAUCUGACGAACAUCUUCCGCCGGCUCUAUCGCAUUUUCGCACACGCUUGGUUCCAGCACCGCGAUGUAUUCUGGGAAGUGGAAGGUCAUGAUGGUCUGUACGUCUUUUUCAAGACAGUUUGCGACAUGUACAGCCUGAUCCCUCAUGACAACUACACCAUUCCGACUGAGGCCGAGGGCCCUGAUGCGGUUCAGCCGGCCGAGGAAGAGACCGUCGACAACAAGCGUCUUACCAUUCUACGCAAGGAUGAAGAUCCCUUUGCUGAUCCUACCCUUGGCACUGGUGCAACUACCCGUCGUCACAAGCACAGCCCUUCGACCGGAUCCCGUGUCACUACCAUCGCCGAAGGCGCAGAAGAUCUGGAAGAUAGCCCUGAGGACCCAUCGCCCUUGCGCGAGGCCCUUGCGCAGUCUCCUGGGCCGCGUCCCGUUUCCGUCUUGGAGAUCCCCACUGAGACUGUCGAUGCGGACGUUGUGGAUGAACCAGCUGUUCCAGAGGCCCCAGAAGGUGAGCCAUCCGAAGAUCCAAUCGUUGACUCUGAUGAGCAACCCGAGGAAAAAGCCCAAGCUGAGGAGAAGACGCUCCCUGAAGAAGAAAUUCUCCCAGAGAGUAAGGAGCAGCCAUCCGAAGCGCCCGAGGAGCCUGUGACUACAGAAAAGCCCGAGUCCGAUCAGCCAGACAUCAGCGAGGCUUCUCAGCCUGCCGAGAAUGCCGUCAGCGAAAGCGAUGAAGCGGCAGCGCCUUCCGAGGAGCCUGAAACGAAGAAUGAAACCGAGUCAGAAGUUGCUACUGCAGCGGAUACCAAGCCCGAGCCCGAGAAGGAGUCUUGA
Penicillium brevicompactum is the source of this 1494-nucleotide messenger RNA. Its product is annotated as Mob1 family protein. The transcript has 2 exons. Bases 1 to 1494 code for a protein of 497 amino acids. Gene Ontology annotation, cellular component: cytoplasm. Lineage: Eukaryota; Fungi; Ascomycota; Eurotiomycetes; Eurotiales; Aspergillaceae. The record is from RefSeq and is a predicted model, not a curated record.